AUGUCCACCCGCGAACACUCCUCGCACCGACAUCCGCGCCCCCACCGGGGAAGCGACUCUCGCUCCCGCUCCCCAGACAAACACAGACGCCAUCACCACCGCGACCGUGAUCGCAGUCAUCGACACCACCACAGAAGCCACAACCAUGACCGUCGCGAACGCCGCCCCGAACCAUCGGCGAAACCAAUCGUCCUCCCCUUCCAAGCACGGGAGCUCUCCAAGCGCGACCUCUCGACCUACGAGCCCAUGUUCGCCAUGUACCUGGACAUCCAGAAGGGGAUCCUCCUAGAAGAUCUCAGCGAAGACGAAGUCAAAGGACGAUGGAAGAGCUUCAUCAACAAAUGGAACCGUGGAGAACUCGCGGAAGGGUGGUACGAUCCGAGUACCCUUGAGAAAGCGCGCCGGAGCGCCCAGGACGAGCCCAUUGCGUCUGCUUCCGGGCGGCACCGCCGGUCCCCGGAUUACGGCCGGGGCGAGGAUGAAAGGGCAGACCAGGGGGAGGAGGAUAAUCCCGACGAGGACGAGGAUGAUUACGGCCCUGUUCUGCCGAAAUAUGACCAGUUGGGUAGAUAUGACGGUGGUCGCGCGGGACAAUCGUCUGGGCCGACUAUUCCUACGAUGCAGGAUCUGGAGUUGCGGAAAGAAUCGGCUAUUGAAGAUGCUAUGGCGGCGCGGGAAGACUCAUGGAAACAGCACCGUGCUGAGGUACGCUCGCAUCGGUCUGAGUUACGACAGAUGGAAGAUGAGGUUGCGCCGCGGGCUGAACCGGGGACUCAUGAGCGGAAGAUGGAGAAACGCCAGGAGGCUGCUGCUGCGAAUCGAGCCUUUGCUGAGUCUCGGCGGGGUGCUUCUCCUGAUGGGGCCCCGGAAGAUGAACUGAUGGGUUCCGCGGACAAUGAUCUGGACGCCCUCAAGAGGGCUAAGGCGACAGAGCAGCGGAAGAAGAACGAGCGGGAAAUUCGGAGGGAAGAAAUACUCCGCGCACGCGCUGCUGAGCGGGAGGAAAGAUUGCAGCAAUAUCGCCAGAAGGAGGAUGAAACCAUUGGGUGGCUUAAGGCUCUGGCAAAACAGCGGUUUGGGUGA
Aspergillus nomiae NRRL 13137 is the source of this 1083-nucleotide messenger RNA. RefSeq lists its product as uncharacterized. NCBI's taxonomy places the organism in Eukaryota, Fungi, Ascomycota, Eurotiomycetes, Eurotiales, Aspergillaceae. Bases 1 to 1083 code for a protein of 360 amino acids. The record is from RefSeq and is a predicted model, not a curated record. The transcript has 3 exons.